AUGUUACUGCUAAAUUGUAAAGAAAAGUGGUCUUCUCCCAGUACUUCACUGUUUUCUACAGUUAAGGUACAGGAUGUUUUUAAAUUAUUAUUUUUUUUGGUAUACAUUAUAAUUACUGUCAUGGUAAAACUUACAGUUGACCUACCUAAUUAAAAUGAAAACAUUUACAGUAGUGAUGCAUUACCACUUUAGGAUAAUUCAAAGAAACUACAGUCUGGUGCUGCAACUGUGAGACAAGUCAGCGACACUGAAGGUUUGUUUAAAACUCUCAUCAAUAAUAAAUUCCUGCAUUAAGCACCUUCAUGUAUAAGCUCCUCCAAAUAUAAGUCCCUAAAAACUUAAUGUAACGCAAAAAGACCUUAAUUAAUGUCUCUGCUCCUUUAUGAUGCAUGCUAAACGCGAAGUGACUUAAUUAUAGAACAAAUAAUGAUAAGUUGGCGAUAAUGGGGGAGCACUGCCUUGCGCUAGGUUAGCCUGUGCGACUUCCGGCGAUGGCAUGGGCAAAGAACCUCACUUAUCUCCCCAGCACUACGAGCUGAAUGCAAUACAGCACGUGCUGGAUCAGACAAGAGUAUCGGUUUGCAGGCGAUAUUAAAUGGCAAUGCGGCCCAACAAGCUUGGGGGAAGUCGCUGCGCAGACUUAACCGCACCACGCAGGAGUGUCCCUAGUUUAUUUGAAGGCAUAGCACAAAACAAAGCCCAAACCUCGUCUCCAAAGGGAGGGAGGGAAAAAUUUUACAAGAAUAGUAUACUGAGCACUUAAACCUUGCUGAACACUGGAACCCAAGUGAACUCUGAACAGUUGUUCUAGGCUUUUAUAGCUAGACGCAUGUCUGCUGGCAUAGCCAGUAGCAAAGGCUGUACUACAAGACAGCUCAGCGUUGCAUGUGCAAACUCUUAGCCAUGAAUAGUGCUUUGAAAAUAUUGGCCAAUGCUGUGGCUCGUACUAGCCUGCUUAAGACAACAAGGCCAUAAAGUUCUACGCUAGAAUACAAUGCAUCUUAGAGUUCGCUGACCUUGGCAGCUUGACUACACAAUUGCUUUGCUGAAAAAGAGCCGCCAUGAAUGGGUUACUGAUAACUAGCGUCACGUUCCAUUAACUACAUUUUACUGGCGUGACAGUAAAAUUGCUUUAAUAUAGGGCCAGCAACAAUUAAUAAAGCUUACUAUGACCGUUAAUUCUUACAUACAUUUAUAGGUUAAUGUUGGUUUAAUUUAUACUGACCUUCAAGUUUUAUUGAAAUAAUUAGUGGAGGAGACAGCACGGCUGAAUCACAAAAAACAAAACCUGCAAUGUUCUGGUGCUAACAGCAGCAAUGUAAGUUAAAGUAAGAGUUAAAACAUUUAUGUUUUGGCAGGUCAACCUUCUCUCUGUUAUGUUUCUUUUUUAAUGCAUUGAAAGAUAUAAACAAAGGACCAGUCUUAGGGCAAAAUAUUUUAGUGUGAUUUUAUAAUUAUGUGUUGAUUAUUCAUGAAUUAGGGAUGGGAAAGAAAGCAAACUGAGAAAAAACUAACCUAUACACAUGUUAAUGUAUAAUCACAAAAAUUGUGGUAACAGUGAUUCUUUCCAGUGAGGGGUUUCAAACUGUUCUGAAAUAGACAGCUGACUGUGGAAAGGUAGGCAGCUGUGACAAAGCAUGGAGGGCUGCAAGGUCCCUGAAGAGUAGCGGGUGACAUACAAUCAAGUUAUAGCCGGCAGAACUCCAGCAGUCACCAGCUUGUUUUGAAACCAAUGGAUAUAAUAUUUUUUUUAAUUGCUCUUCUCCCAGUUCUUAACUGUUUUCGACAGUUAAGGUACAGGAUGUUUUUUUAAUAAUUAUUAUUUUUCUGGUAUAAAUUAUAAUUUAACUACUGUAGUGGUAAAACUGUACAGUUGACCUACCUAAUUAAAAUGUAAACAUUUAGUGAUGCAUUACCACUUUAGGAUAAUUCAAAGAAACUACAGUCUGGUGCUGCAACUGUGAGACAAGUCAUCGACACUGAAGGUUUGUUUAAAACUAUCAUCUAUAAUAAUUAAGCACCUUCAUGUAUAAGCUCCUCCAAACAGUUUUAAUGAAUAAAAAACCUCAAUACAGGAGCAGCAACAAUUAAUAAUGCUUAUUAUGACCAUUAAUUCUUAUAAACAUUUAUAGGUAAAUAUUUAAUGUUGGUUUAAUUUAUACUGACAAUCAAGUUUUAUUGAAAUAAUUAGUGGAGGAGACAGCAAAGCAGAAUCACAAAGAACAAAACCAAUGUGCUGGUGCUAAUAGCAGCAAUGUAAGUUGAAAUAAGAGUUAAAGCAUUUAUUUUUUUGGCAGGUUAACCUUUUUUCUACUAUUAUAUGUUUCUUGCAUAAAAAUAUAAUUUUCUGCAUUUAAAAUGGUUACUCAAGUUGUCACUACUAUUAUUUAGUUAAUAAAUUAGCAAUUAAUGAAUUCCGCUGUUGUAGGAUAUGAAGAAUUAAGCAGAUUGGCCUCGGUGGAUAACACCCUCCGAGAUCUGCUUAAUUUUUUAUAUCCUACAAAAGCCGAAUUCAUUAAUUGCUUUAUGAUUCAUUCAAAAUAAUUCUUAGUUUAAAAACAUAGCUAAAACAUGCUAAUAUACCUGCAUUGAUGCUAAGUUCAUCUUCGAUAGUGUACCUUUAGGUUUAAGUCCAGCUCCGCAAAUAUUCUCCAAAUAGCAGAUGUCACCCUUGGAGUUGUCUUCUUGCUGUUUUUGCAAUGUUUUUAGCUAUUUUUUCGCCUAGUUGCAGCUGUAGUUCUUACUCUUGAAACGAGUGAAGUGCCAUCUUUAUUUUCACAACCAAAACAACUCAGACUUGUUCCCAUGGUGCCUUAACCUGUAAGAACGCUGCAUUCAUUUCAACACUAAACACAAAUUUGGUCAUCAGAAACUGGUUAUGGUGAAUUAUGCGUGUGCCUUUAGCCAAUCAGAAUUAGGGAAAUAUUUUGAAUGAAUAAUAAUAUAAUUUAUACUCACUGAUGGUAAAACUAUGUACAGUUGACCUAACCAAAUUGAAAUAAAAAUAUUAACUUUUGCAUUACACUUUAGCAUAAUACAAAGCAACUAAAAUCUGGUGCUGCAACUAUGAGACACGUCAUUGACACUGAAGGUUUGUUUAAAACAAUCAUCUUCAAUAAUAAUUCUUACUUUUCCACGUCUCUGUUUCUUUUUGUGGCUGUUUCUAAAAGCUGGCUUGUCCAUAGGAAUAACCACUCUUAACUUAUAGCUACUGUUGGAUAUAAACUAAAUUAAUAGAAUUUAUAUUAAUAGUAAUUGCGGGCGACAAGAGGAGCUACGAUCCUAAUCUCCAAGUUGUAAUUAUGCAUGCGUUGCAUGUAUGUCCCUAGCAUUCACUUGGACUUCCACUAAGAAUGAAUGGAAUACACAGAAAUAUUUUAAUGAUGCGCAAAGAAAUGAUUUGUCUAUAUGAGUGGGUUUUGCAAAUAUCAGUUGAAACAAUUCAGAUCAGAACAGAUCUCAGCGCACGUAGACAAAAUAUGCCUGGUUGGUUGGAUGUAUUGAUCACUCUUUAGUCAACACCAAUACCAGUAGAGCACCAAUCAGAAGCUGUGUUUGUGGACAGACACAGGUUUUCAAAAUUGUCGGUUUGCGAACAAGAAUUUCCUUCUUUCCCCUCCUCACCCUUCAUUCCUCUUUUUUGGUUUUGUCCCAACUUUCUCGAUGAAACGCUUGCUACGCAGGCCAAAAUUAAGCCAUAAAUUUUAUCCAGCCAACAACAGCCAUUAUUUCUUAUUCUACCGGUAUAUACAUUUAGGUAAAAAAAAUGUUGGUUUAAUUUAUACUGACAUUUAAGUUUUAUUGAAAUAAUUAGUGGAGGAGACAGCACUGCAGAAUCACAAAGAAAAAACCCAAUGUGCUGGUGCUAACAGCGCUAGCAGCAAUGUAAGUUGAAAUAAGAGUUUAGGUGUCUUGACCCAGUAUUUUUAUAGCCCUCUCCAUCUUUGAAUCUCUUAUACUUAAACAAAUCGAUCUGUGUUGUAAAACGAUUACGACACAAUGGAUUACACUUACACUAAACUUAUUUUGGUAUUAUUUUUUGGGGCGAUCAGAAUAAAUGUCAUGCAGCAAUGAUGUCACAAUGUUUUAGCUCUAAAUCGAAUUUCAGCCAUGCAUGUUCGGCAUUUUCUUUUGAAAUGCUUUACGCUACGUCUUCUUUAGAUAAAUGUCUUCUGCUGUGCAAAGUUUCACAAAAAUCUGUAAGAGGAAUUUUGAGAUAUCUUGGAAUUUCUAUAAAAAAGGUAUAAAUUAUACAUGCACUGAAGACUGGACUUAAUGCAGACAAAUUUGCUACUCUUCGGUUUUCUCACUUAUUCAUUUUGCAAAUGACCCUUAAACACUCUAGACGCCGCUGAAAGCAAGUAAACUUGCACGAUUUCGAAAAACAUUGAAUCAGGGUAAAAUGCAAUGCAGAGCUCUUUUUGUAAUUUCUAAGGCUCCUUUAAUUCAUGAAAACAGCGAUUCAAACAAGAUUCGUUGAUAGAUUUUAUUAAAACUUUUUUUAGUACAUCAAUAAUAAAUUAUUAAUCAGUGUACUAUCAAAUCCCCGAAUUUCGUGGUGAUUAAAUAAUAGGUAAUUAAAUAAUAAUAGUUAAUAAACAAAAAGAAUAAUAAUUAUUACAAAAGCAAUAAAAUAAAUGGAAAUUUGAAUGAGUUUCUCUUGCUCUUUACAUUUGAGUUUAAUAACUUGUUUUUAACGGAUCUUGUUAUAUAGAAUGGAGAGCAAAUACAAGCAGCCACAAGAAAAAGACAGACUGUUGCUGUGACAACAGGUUUGAGUUAUAUUUUAACACCUUAAAUUUUAAAUUUCUAUUUAACUUCAAAUUCUCAACAUAUAUAAGGGAUUAUUAUUAUUAUCAAUAGAUUUGCCACAAAAAAAAGUCGGCCUCACUGUAAGUUUAAGCAAGCAGAGCAAAGUGCACGAGUGAGUGAUAGGUCUCCAGCUCAAUAUAAAAUUAGACAAAGGACUGUUAGUGACAUUUCGAGUUGCAUUACAUUAUACGCGUCUGGACAAUUAUCACGUGUUUAUGUCAUGUGACAUGGUUGAACUCGAACUCCCUUCUACAUGGAACUUGACUUGAGACUUGUCAAGAUUAAAUUAUCGCGAUAGUUUUGUUUUGUUAAGAGCUUACAGUCUUGGAGUAGAAGUCACAAGGUCUUUUUUGAAAAGUCUGAUAUUUAUCAUAUAGCAAUACACGUACUUCAUACAUCAUUGUUAUGGACAAUUAUUUUCUGUUUGGAUAGCUCAAAAAUGAAACAUUAAACCAAAAAAUAUACAGAAUUGUACAUUGUGUGUAUAGCACCAUAUUUUAUAGCUGUUGUUCAUCAAAUGAUCUUAAGGUGAAUCUGAAUUAGCAGUUCUGUAUUAAAUAAUUAUCAUUCAAUAUCGUUUAAAACCCUGUUGUAAGUAAACAGCAGGUCAAAAAGGUUCUAUAACCCUAAAAAAAAAGAGUCUUGCACUCCAGGAUUAAUCAGUCAAAAAUUAAGCUACGAUAUAAAUUUGGUUACUUUAAUACAACACGUAAUGUUAGGUUACUGCGAAAAAAGAUGGCAAAAUAAUAUCUAUAAAAACUAUACUAUAGGUAGUAAAGUACAGGAAAUAUUAGGAGUGGAUUGUUCUUUAAUUAUUCAAAAAUCUAAUACUAACUGAUGGACUUUGUUCAUUUAUUUUAUUUUCUGUUCUGUGCAGUGAUGAGGUCAUCAAACCAGCAUGAAAAGACCAGCAGUGCCCAUGAUACUCAUGUAAGUUUAAAAAAUAAAUAAAUUUCAUUUGUCCAUACAAGGUUAUAAUAACAUAACAUUAUAAGGCUGCAAGGGAAAAACUCAAAUUUAAAAUGUGUAACUAUAUACUCUGGACCUAAAGUCACCACCAAUGAAAUAUCUAAACUGCUCAGACAAUUACCCGACUUAAGGACGGCGCCCACUAAUGGGAAGUUUUUUUUCCCAGGUAUGACUAUCUGAGACAAGUAGAUCAUAUCAGGGGCUAUUGAAAUCCAAAAAGAAAACUGGGGGUAACCUCGCAUUUUUCAGAGAUAACUGAGCUUCAAUAUGGAGAAAAACGCUGAAUAGGCAUUUUUUAGAAAAAUGAUAAAAAGUUAUUUUGUCCCAAAAUUUCAGAGUGUACACGUGAACUGGCACAAAUGCAAUGAUAAUUGUAACAAGGUUUCAAAAUAAGCAACAAAUGAUAACAUAACAACUGCUCUUUAUACGUCCUUUUUUUAAACACCAGGACAACUAGGAAGUUAUCAGCAGUUACCCCUCUCCACGCAUUUGCCUUAAAAAUGGUGUAAAUGACAUUUUCCCCGAACCAAAAAUUGAUCGUUUGCUGAGUAGGCUUAUUACUUUCAUUUGGGAAGAUAAAAAGUAGGGGUUACCACGCAUUUUUAGAACUUAAAUUGGUUGGUUUCGACCUUAACUUAAUCGCUUUGGGGGUUAUUUACAAUUUUUCCCAUUCCCUCCCUGGUCAGUUUUACUAUUGCUUCACUCAACGCGGAGUACUCUGGGAUAUCCAAAAUGGCUAACAGUCACAGAGAACAAAAACCCACCGAGGAGAGCAAAACCAGAAAGUAAAGCACGACAUUUCAUGGACUCUAAGGAAAACACUAUUUCAUUCAACUGGAGCUUGUCCGUCUCAAAAAUUUAACAAACAUUUUUGGAGAAGAGCAAUCUUGAAGGUAUUAAAGAUUACUUCCAGUGCAUAUAGAGUAGUAUGGCGAGCUCAAGAGCCAAGGCUGGCGCUGUAAACAAACUACUAUACUGUAUACGUAGUGGAAAAUAGUCAACAGGGACUCUUAGACAGGUACCUCUUCAAUCGUUUGCUUACCUGUAUAUGUCAUCAAGAUUUUUUGAACUGUAGAUAUAAUAUGGAUUGUAAACCUUCUAUUGUUUUUUAUCAUUUUACCGGGUACCUCGAUCAAAGAUGUUAUUAAACUUGCAUACGUUCAAUGAGCUUAUAUAUCUGUGGUUUGCACUAUCUCUUUCGGGUUUGCCACAAGUGUCAUAUGACUUAAAUGAUUUGCAUAGACUCAAGUUCGAUACAUGAGCUCUCUUUUAAAAAAGCUGAAUACUGCGAAAAUAGUUGUACCAAAUGUGUUUAUGUACCCUCAUAUAUAAACUGGGCUAAGGAUCAUUUUAUAUGUUAUUUUCGUUUUGAUUUUUUUUACUGUAGCACGUCAUCAGUUCUGUGUCAUGAUCAUUCACUAUUUUUCGUUCCUAAAUGUUAAUUUUAAACUUAACAACUGUGUCUGUUAAACCUACAUUUGUAAGAAAGUCUUAGAAUGGAAAUAUUUUAUUUUACCUUCCAUCUUUAGUUUGUAAACAGCCAAAUGGCAGCCAUGUCUAAAUGUCCAGAUUAUGCAUGUGUGGCAUGAAAUUGAACCUUAAGAAAUACUAUCUACACGAUAAGCUGCCAAUGAGUCAAUAAUUUCAAUGCUUAGUAAUGCCAAAAUGCUUAAAUAACAAUGAUAAUAGUAAAAAGCAAAACAAUUUUUUACGAUUUUUUCCACGAUGAAAGCUUUUCCUUUGCGGUAUGCAACUAUUUGUGAAGCUGUGAUCUAAGCGAUCCAAGCAAUCUUGUUUUUUUCUUGUUUGUUCAACAAAUAAAAGCCUCAGACUCUCAAUAAAAGGGACAUCUGUAUGUACUUGAACGCUUUAACUCUGUGUUCUGGUGACCAGAAAAUCUUACAAAAUUAAAGAAACAAUUGGGAAAGUGUUUAUAGCCGUUUAGCUGAUAAAAUGCGAAGGAUGCAAGUGAAAGGUAAGCUUGCAGUUUCUCGAUUAAGCGGAGGACUUGGAGCUAUUUUCCUUCUGAUUUACUGAUCCUUACCUAUUAAUACCAAAGCUCCAAACCUAACAUCUUGAAGCCAUAACUUUUGAUGUUUAAGAAUUGACUUUUGUUUGACUAUAUGAAAUGUUCAGUCAGAUUGAUCAUACAGCAGAAAUAGCAACAUGCGCAUACUUCUUCGGUUUUCAAAGAACUGACAAGGUAAAUAGAAAUUAUUUUUCACCUGUUAAAAACAAUGCAUCUUUUCCACAAGAAAUAACUAGAACCUCCCAGACUUACAGGAGACAAAACCAGUCCGUGUGUCCUGCAUGUUGCGCAUUUAAUUUCUUUCUUGGAAUGCGCAGAAAAUGUGCGCAGUAACAAUAAUAGUGCAUGGGCACCGUCCUUAAAUCAUGAGCAGUCAAAAAGAAAAAUUUAAGUACCAUAUUAAUUUACUGUUAAUGUUACUUGUUCAGAAAUCUUUGUAGUUAUCACGUGCACAUCAGUUUUAUCCAUAAGUAUUGUCUUGAACAGCAUUUAUAUCUGCUUAUUUUUUAGUUUGAGAAAUUCUUAACUUGAAUUUUGCCAUUGCCCCAUGAGUGUGUUCCAUUGAUUAAGGAAGUCACUUGUGUUGGAUCAAUAGCACAUCACAAGGACCCAACAAAUCCACUUUGGGAAAGGAUUCACUGAUUCAUUUGAAUGUAUUAUGAUCCAAAGUAAUCUUCUGGAUCAUCACAUUUAGACAUGAGUUAAGAAUCACAGAAAACCCUAAAUAUUUUUUGAAAUGCCACCUAUACUGGGCCACAUAAAUAAUAAAAAACUACCUAUUUUUCGUACCAGGAUGAGAUGCAUCUGCAGUCUCUUAAAGCAUCAAAACGAAAUACUAUGAUGGAUAGAGGUUUGAGUACUCAUAUGACAGUUUCAUUAAAUGAAAUUAAUUUUAGGCUAAAAGUUAAACCAGCUGGAGAUAUUCAUUGCAGUUCUUUUUUUUGAAGAUACAUGCACAGGACAUUAUUUGAACUAUUGUAUAGCAUCACUGCCUGCAGCCUUACUAUGAAAUUUGUCCUUAUCGAUAAUAAACAAGUUACAAAAGCUAUGUCCUGUUAAGCUAAGAACAUAACUAAUGGCUUAGGUUUUUCACCAUAUACAUAAGUAUAAUACAGGGACACUGUUUCCUGUUCUCUCCAGUGUUCAUAUGUUUGCCUGCUAGACAUCUUCUCACCAGCUAGACCUUCUCGGUCAAUGCAUUUUGGUGAUGGUAUUCCAGGGGCAGAUCCAGCAGUGGGGGGGGGACGGAUUGGGUGGCUAGCCAACCAAAAUAUACAUGAAAAACAUACAAAAAUAAGUGGGUCCCAAAGAAAACGCGAAAAGUACCAGUGACAAUAUCUUUCCUUGACAUAAUCUGCUCACGAAAAGAGGGCCCUUAAUAAGCUCUGCGCUCUUAUUCCUCUAAGUCUAAAGAGGCCACACUAGAGCUCAGGUGCUGAUCAUGCACACCGCUUUGAAACCUUCUAUGAAAAUCGGUCCGAUUAUUCAUAAAUAAAUAUGCAUGCCCCCAGAACCCCUGGAAGCUUGCGCCUUUGGCACUCAUUUAGGAUAUUUAUUACUAAUGCCUGGAACUUGCUCAAUUACUGCAUCAGAAGUAUACAAUGUAGUGAGGACAUCUAAUAUGAGACUUUGCAAUGUUACAGUCUCCAAUUCAUCCUUCCUAAACCGCCAUUGUUUUGGGACAAACGUAGGACAACUUGAAAUAAAUCAAUGUAUAGUUUGGUGGCCGAUUGGUAUCGGAGCCAUCCCCCAUUAAAAAAUCCCUGAUCCGCCUCUGUAUCCCAGAUUAACGGUUGGACAAUCUCGAAGUACGCUUACAUGAUAAGCUUUUAUUUUUAACAAUUAAGCAAUAAUAAGGCCCUUCAUUCCCCUUCCAAGACCAUUUAGAAGCCAAAUUUCAGGAGUUAAUUGCUUACUUUACAAUAGAAAUGUGACUGUAAAAUGCAAAAGAGUGAGGUUUCCAUGGUGGAUAAGGCCUUGAUAAAGAAAAUGAUGUAUUUUCAAGCUUUGUCUUAUAUGAAAUAACAUUAGAGUUUUUUAAACAUUACUAACCAGACAUUAAUUAGACUUUUACUUGUUUAUCAUUUAUAUUUAGUAUUUGGAAAAAAAAGGCAAAAACAAAGUUAUGGAGAUGACAGUGAUGUAUCAAGUGACUAUGAGGAUGUAAGUUUAAUUGUUUUGUCAUAG
Messenger RNA from Porites lobata, 9997 nucleotides. The record is from the annotation of a GenBank genome assembly. NCBI's taxonomy places the organism in Eukaryota, Metazoa, Cnidaria, Anthozoa, Scleractinia, Poritidae.